Messenger RNA from Iphiclides podalirius (scarce swallowtail), 225 nucleotides. The record is from the annotation of a GenBank genome assembly. NCBI's taxonomy places the organism in Eukaryota, Metazoa, Arthropoda, Insecta, Lepidoptera, Papilionidae.
AUGAACGGAUUCAAAUCCCCCGCGAAGGGUGCGCGGGGAGAGGCGGCGGCAGGCGCGGGUUACGUCACCGCGCUCUCGCAGAUUCAGAGGGCCAGUCGAAAACUCUCCGACGAGCACCCCAAGAAGAAGUUCGGAGUUCCCUCAUCAGCACAUGCAGAUUGCCAGUGGUGGAUAAAGCAUAUCAAUACUCCGGACAAAAUCUUAAUUCCGGAACUGACGUGCUCA